This is a messenger RNA of Spodoptera exigua (beet armyworm), 2447 nucleotides long. The record is from the annotation of a GenBank genome assembly. NCBI's taxonomy places the organism in Eukaryota, Metazoa, Arthropoda, Insecta, Lepidoptera, Noctuidae.
AGUCUGUGGACGCCUGUCGUCGUUGAUUGACGACUCCGAGAAAUAAAAGCAAGCGGACGCAUUUUAGUUAUAGUAUUUGUGUUGUAUUUUAGUGAAAAAUGGCGAAAAGGAAAAAUAAACCAUUAAUAGACUCAGACUCCAGUAGCGAGUGCUCAGAUUUGGACUCACAAUUCCUGAAUUUGGCUAAGAAAAAGAAAAAGCCAGAAGACUCCCCUCCACAGUCCAAGUCAAAGAAGUCUGGCUCUGGAUCUGACAGUGAAUCAGACUGGGAUGAUGAUGACAACAAAAAAUCUAAUUCAAAAUCCUCAUCCUCCUCGGGGUCAGACUCGGAGAGUGAUGCCAGAAGUGAUACAUCGAAGAAAAAAGAAGCACCUCGCAGUACUAGAAAAACAUCCUCAGAGCACUCAGAUGACAGCCAAAAGAGAGUGGAGCCUAAAAAAGCAGAGAACAGGAGGAGCACUGAUAGCGCAGAGUCUGCUAAGAAGAAGGAGACUUACAGUGAGCCUGAAGAAGGUGAAGUAUCAUCACAUUCGUCAGACAACGACUCCAUUGAUUCAGAAGAAGAAUUCGAUGACGGGUAUGACGAGAACCUGAUGGGGGACGAGGAGGACAGAGCGCGGCUCGCCGCUAUGUCGGAGAAGGAGAGGGAACAGGAGAUAUUCAAGCGCAUCGAGAGGAGAGAUCUCAUGAAAACCAGAUGGGAGAUCGAGCGCAAGUUGCGCCUGGCGCGUCGUUCUGCGGCGCUGGGGUCGGUGUCGCCGGGCGAGCUGGCGCGCCGCCGCGACGCGCGCCGCCGCCGCCGCGCCCAGCGGGACGCGCGACGCCGGGACCGACAGCGACAGCCUGCUGAGACGGAGGAGCGGAUGGAGCCUGCCCCGCCCGCGGAGCCCGAACAGGAGAAGGAGCCCCCCCCGCCCAGCCCCGGGGAGAUACUCGACGACAACAAGGACACUGAUCGUUCCGAGCGUGUCGGGUCCCCGACGUUCGGCAAGACGGAGCGCAAGCGGAACGUGGACGACAAGCGGCAGAACGCCAUGGCCGCGCUCCGCGCCCAGCGAGACGCCAAGGCCACGCGCGUCGAGCUCUCGCGACAGCGCCGCAGGCAGGAACAGGCCUCGCGGGACGAUCACGACACUGACGACGCGGACGCAGAGAUCAUCGGCGGGUCGAGCAAGCAGAGCGUCAAGCUGAAGGCGUCCGACAUCUACUCCGACGACUCCGCAUCCGACUCCGACGACAACAAGUCCCAGGGCCGGCGCAGCUCGUCGAGCUCAGCGUCGUCGGGCGGCGAGGAGGACGACUCCAAGCGCGAGCGGGAACAGGUCGAGGUCAAGUACGCAGACACCAAGGAACAGAUCAACAAGCUCAGGCUCAGCAGGUUCAAGUUGGAGAGGUUGGUGCACCUUCCGUUCUUCGCGCGCGUCGUGACGGGCUGCUUCGUCCGCAUCGGCAUCGGGAACAACAACGGGAACCCCGUCUACAGGGUGGCGGAGAUCGUGGACGUGUACGAGACGGGCAAGGUGUACAACCUGGGCGCGACGCGGACCAACAAGGGCCUGAAGCUGCGCCAUGCCACGCAGGAUCGCGUCUUCCGUCUCGAGUUCGUCAGCAACCAGGACUUCACCGACACAGAGUUCCACAAGUGGAACAAGGCCAUCAAGGACGCCAACAAGAAGCCCCCCACCAUGGACUUCGUCCGGAACAAGAUACAGGAGGUCAAGGAGGCCCUCAUGUACGAGUUCAAGGAGGAGGACAUUGAGAAGAUAGUAGCGGAGAAGGAACGGUUCCGGUCGCACCCCACCAACUACGCCAUGAAGAAGACGCAGCUCAUGAAGGAGCGAGACGUCGCCCAGCUCAGAGGUGACGAUGAGACAGUGAUGGAGCUGAACGCAAAGAUCCAGGAACUCGAGGAGCGAGCCAGUCAGCUCGACAAGACGAGGACUUCCUCCAUACAGAGCAUCUCCUACAUAAACAACAGGAACAGGAAGCUCAACGUGGAGACCGCGGAGAAGGCCAUCAUGGAGGAGGUGAAGGCCAACAAGGGCAAGAAGGUGGACGAUCCCUUCACGCGGCGGAGUACCAAGCCCGUCAUGAACUUCAAGUCCGGGGGCAGCAAAGCACCGGAGGCGCGGGCCGAGGAGGCGCCCCCCGAGCCCAGCGCCCCCAGCGCGCCCCGCGCCCCCGACCGCGCCCCCGAGCCGGCGGCGCGGCCCGCGCGCCCCCCCGCGGCAGACGCGGCCCGGCCGGGGGGCGGGGGCGCAGGGGGCGCUGGGGGCGCGGCCAGCCUGUACUCGCUGCACGACUUCGACAUCAGCAUCGAGCUGGACCUGCCGGCGCCGCGCCCCCCGCCGGCCGCGCCCCGCGCGCCCCCGCCCGCGCCGCGCGACCCCGGCCCGCGACGCUCCCUCAACCUGGACGAGUACAAGAAGCGCCACGGACUUAUAUAG